Messenger RNA from Aspergillus steynii IBT 23096, 684 nucleotides. Its product is annotated as BTB/POZ domain-containing protein. Gene Ontology annotation, molecular function: protein binding. The record is from RefSeq and is a predicted model, not a curated record. NCBI's taxonomy places the organism in Eukaryota, Fungi, Ascomycota, Eurotiomycetes, Eurotiales, Aspergillaceae. The transcript has 2 exons. Bases 1 to 684 code for a protein of 227 amino acids.
AUGGCAGAACAGCCUCUUUCCGAAUUCCUCUAUUCCGGUGCACUGGUUCAACUUCGUUCAUCCGAUUCCAAUCAACCCUUCUACGUUCAUAAAGCUCUCUUGGAGUCGAAAUGCAAGGUCAUAUACUCAGCUCUGUCGAGAGGCUUCUUGGAGUCUCAAGAGGGGGUAUAUACCUGCACGGACACCACUCAUGCUACACUGGCGCGGGCCGUUGAAUGGAUGUACUCUGGAAAUUAUCCAUUGCUUAGCAAACAAGAACUCGGGGCAGAUGCACGGCAGGAUUCUAUGGACACCAGACAAGAAGAGAAAGCCAACAACUUGAGCGAGCUUGCCGAGGAGAUGAAGAACCACCCAGUCAUGACUCACCUGCAGCUUUACAUAUUUGGGGAGGUAUACUUGAUCCCAGAUCUAAAACAAGCCGCACAUGAGGAACUCACGCGUUGGUGUUCAUGUAUAGUGCAAGGACUCAGCCCUCCGCAGGCUUUGAUUGCUCUGUUACAUAUGGCCUUCAGUAAUAUCAAGCCGGAUGAUCGGCUUCUCCACUGGUUCGCACAUUUUUCAUCAUGGAGACUGGAUGUACUACGUCAGCAGCCCCUCUUCAACGAUCUUCUACUUGAACAUCCCGUCUUAGGUUCUCUUAUGAUGGCUUCCGUGCGUCCAGCAAGUGAUUAUCCCUACUACUAA